This is a messenger RNA of Hirundo rustica (Barn swallow), 4749 nucleotides long. RefSeq names its product RasGEF domain family member 1A (gene RASGEF1A). Gene Ontology annotation, biological process: positive regulation of GTPase activity; Ras protein signal transduction. The coding region runs from base 649 to 2124 and encodes 491 amino acids. The transcript is spliced from 14 exons. Gene Ontology annotation, cellular component: plasma membrane. Lineage: Eukaryota; Metazoa; Chordata; Aves; Passeriformes; Hirundinidae. Gene Ontology annotation, molecular function: guanyl-nucleotide exchange factor activity. The record is from RefSeq and is a predicted model, not a curated record.
UAUAAAAUUGCUGCAAGAAGCCAAGCGCUGCUUUUCACAUAGCCGCAGACAGACUUCCUUUACUGAACGUAUUCUGCGUAGAGCAUCCCCGCCAGCCUCCAAAGGAGAGAGAGGAUAAUGUAAUCGCCGAAAUGCCGAGGAGUUCCUCCGAGCACAGACUACGGAGAAGACGGGAGCAGGGAGGCUCUAUAACCGGAGAGUGCAUCACAAAUUGAAAAGUAACUUCGGGGCGGCGCAGGGCUGCGAGGCCGGGCAGCAGGCGGGGAAGGGGAGCCCGCAGCCACAUGGUAUAUUCCUGCCCCCGCCGCUCUCCUCUCUCUCUUCGGGGGCUUCUCCCCGGCCGUGUCCCCCCUCCUGCCGCCGCCUUCGCCUCUCCCCCUGCCGCAGGCUGCAGAAUGGGACACGCUGGUUCCCCCGCCAGCCGGCAGCUGUCACACGGCGCAGGCAGCCAGCAGCCGGGGCGAGGAGCGAGCCUACCCUGUCAUUUAGGAUGACUCACUGGAACCUGGCGUUAAUUCCUCUUUUUCUGAUAGCGGACGGAGAACGACCAAAAAGCUACACUGGACUAGACCAAGGGGAAGGAGUCAAGACACAUGACAAAAAUCAUAGAGUGAAAUAGCUGGAAGUCCACCCACUGGGAAAGGCUGGAUGGCAGAACCACUGUGCAAAGCUGCUGUAAAGAAAUGCAAAGAAACUAUGCCCCAGACGCCAAUAUUUUCCAGCAUGCUUGGUUCCAGUUGUAGUGGGCAAGUGCAGCCAGACAUGGGAGAGAGAUGUGUGGACCCUGUUUAUCAGGAUGGGAACCUCGUUUCUGGAUCACUGGAGGCCUUGAUAGAGCGCCUGGUGCCCACCAUGGACUAUUACCCAGAUAGAACUUACAUCUUCACUUUCCUACUGAGCUCACGAGUCUUCAUUCACCCACACGAGCUCCUGGCUAAAGUGGGGCAGAUCUGCAUUAAACAGAAGCAGCAGCUGGAAACGGGGACUGAGGCAGAAAAGGCAAAACUAAAAUCCUUCGCUGCCAAAAUCAUUCAGCUCCUGAAGGAAUGGACUGAAACUUUCCCCUAUGAUUUCCAAGAUGAAAAAUCCAUGAAAGAGUUGAAGGAGAUUGCUCACAGGAUCACACAAUGUGACGAGGAAAAUGGAACAGUGAAAAAGAUCAUUAGCCAGAUGACACAGAAUCUCCUGAUGGCCCUCUCUGCACGGAGCCAAUACCAGGAAAUCAGAGAGAAAUUCCGCCAGCCUGUUACUGACAAGGGCACCAUCCUCAAAACCAAGCCCCAGUCAACUCAAAAGGACAUCCUGAGUGUGUGCUGUGACCCUCUGAUCCUGGCACAGCAGCUGACCUACAUCGAACUGGAAAGGGUGAGCAACAUUUACCCAGAGGAUCUGAUGCAGAUUGUCAGCCACAUGGACUCCCUGGAUAAUCACAAGUGCCGAAGUGAUGUGACCAAAACCUAUAAUUUGGAGGCCUAUGACAAUUGGUUCAAUUGUCUCAGCAUGCUGGUGGCUACAGAGAUCUGUCGGAUUGUUAAGAAAAAGCAGCGCACAAGAAUGGUGGAAUUUUUCAUUGAUGUGGCAAGAGAAUGCUUCAAUAUUGGAAACUUCAACUCAAUGAUGGCUAUUAUCUCUGGCAUGAACUUGAGCCCUGUGGCACGGUUAAAGAAAACCUGGUCCAAGGUCAAAACAGCCAAAUUUGAUGUUUUAGAGCACCACAUGGACCCAUCCAGCAACUUCUGCAAUUACCGCACGGCCCUGCAAGGAGCGGCGCAGCGCUCCCAGACCGCCAACAGCAACCGCGAGAAAAUCGUCAUCCCGGUGUUCAACCUCUUCAUCAAAGACAUCUACUUCCUGCACAAGAUACACACCAACCGCCUGCCCAACGGGCAGAUCAACUUCAAGAAGUUUUGGGAAAUUUCAAGACAGAUUCAUGAUUUCCUGACAUGGAAGCAGGUUGAGUGUCCUUUUGAAAAAGACAAGAAAAUCCAGACCUAUCUACUCACAGCACCUAUUUACAGUGAAGAAGCUCUGUUCAUUGCAUCCUUUGAAAGUGAAGGUCCAGAAAACCACAUGGAAAAAGACAGCUGGAAAACACUCAGGACAACUCUGCUUAAUAGAGCCUGAGACUUUGGGAUCAGACUUUGAAGCACAUCUAAUGGAUAUGUUUUUACAACCUGAAUGAAAGACUUGGACUGAGCUAAUAAGAAAGACCUCACUGGAUGAGGUCUGUUUUGUAUAUACAGUAACUUUUAUGAAAUAAAAUGUGGUAAAUAUUUCACAUGUCAACCUUAAGGCACUUACUGAAGGGUUUUGGUUUUUUAUUUUAAAUAUAAGGGCAGGGCCCUGUUCUCAGAGAUGAAAUGUAUCAUGGGAGAUGGUAUCUUAUUCUAUCAGCAUCCAAAUUUUUAUUUUUUAUUACUUCCACCAAAACAAAUACAAAUUAAAACACACAUCCUAACUGAAGCCAGUGUUCAGGUUAAAUACCCCACUGUACCAAUAUCCUGCAGAACACUCAGUAUGUCUCCCCUUGAAAUGAAGGGUCUCCUUCAAAUCAGCAGAAUUGUUCACAGAUUUGUUCACAAGUGUUUGUUCCUCUCCUCCAUCAGCAAAUAGUGCCUUACAAGGUACUGAGCUUGUGUAGUUGUACCUUCUGCCUGAGCUGGAAGUAAGGGAAAUAAAAAUAUGGAUGUCUCGAAACCAGCUACAAUGUACUUUUUAAAUAAAGUGGAGAAUUAUGGCACAUGAAGUAGAGUAUACCUGCCUGUAACACUGAUGGUGCAGCAAACCUAUUUUUGUUACGUGAUUUAAAGAGAUAAGAGGGGGUAACUGCUGGGGUCUGUGCGUUUGUGUGUGAGUAUGUGUGUGUGCACAUGUGGUGAUGCACACAUGUCUAAGUUUUAAUACUUCUGGGAACUAUCCUUUACAUUCUGGCUGUCAGAAUAGUUUGUGUUUUCCUUUUGAAAAAUCAGGGAUUUUUUUUUGUUUGUUUUGUUUGAAGAGAAGAAUGUGUAACCUAGAUUAUAAUCUCUGCAAAACAGGCCUAAUAUGCUUUUUUAAAAAAGAAUUUUUGGAAAACAGAAAAUCAGCAUGGGAAAGGGAAGUAAACUCAGAUGUCCAGUUUGAAGUGAAGGCUAAAGUUUCCAAAGAAGCUUAAAAAGAGUUCAUUGCUGUGAAUUGGUCAUUUAAUACCAUUGGUUCCUUGGAAAGAACUGGUCUGCACUUACAGACAACUAAAACAAAGACCAAUUUAGAAUGUAAGUUUUUCCAGUCUUUUGCAAGCCAUGAUUAACUGUCUGGGGCAGCACCCAUUGAAAUCUAAGGGCAAACACUAAGAAAUUAGUCAAACCUUUGAACAGGUCAGUACCAAAAUUAGAGGUGAUCUGCAAACCCACUGAUGCUUGCCAUUUCUAAUUUCUCCUUUCAAUAUUGAGUUUACACCUAAUCUGACUAUCUAAGUAACUGAAGAGCUUCUAUUAAGUUCAAGGUAUUCAUUUCCAGGGAGACAAAAAAAAUAUAUAGUUAGGACUUUUGUCAACUGAUUUAAGAAAGAAAAACAAAUAGGCUCAGAUCAAAAACUAUUUUGUCUAAUGAACAAAAUAUUACCCACAAAUACCUACUUUUCUUUUCCAGUAACUUCCUCUGAAGGCUUGAGGGUUGAAUAUAAGAUAAGAUAACUUGAGCCAGACAAUUAGAUUGGGUCUGUCUUUUUUUUCCCCCUCCUUUUUUAUUCUUAAAAAAACCAAAAAAAACCCAAACAAACAAAAAUCAGAACCAGUCCCUCUGAAGUUGACAGUGGUUACAGCCUCCCUAACAGAGGACCUCUGCAAGGACUUCUUUAAAAAUGACCAGCUCUAGGUAGAUGAUGUUUAUCUUGUUCUGCCUUCUGAAAAAGGGGCAGGACUUGCUGGAUUGGGGGCUUGGUUUAUUCCAGUCCAGCAGAUUCUCCUUGCUUGAGUGCCUACAGCCAAGAGCAGUGCCGCUGCUUGAUGCAGCAUCUGCCAGCACUUAGCAGAAAUUUGCUCUAUUGGCCCUGGAGCAUGGUGAAAAAUCAAAAAGCUUUCCCUCCUCUCACUUCCCCCUUGACAAAUACUUAGAGGAGUAAGUUGAUGUGAGGAAGGGAGACAAAUCAACAUUUCGCUAUUCCCAUAGCAUUGGCAUCAAAGAGGAACAAAAGCAAGUUACACCACGAGGAAGGAAGAAGUAGAAUACUAACUGUUAACAAGAACAGCCCGGGAAAGGGAUAAUUCUUAUGACCUGCUGCUAUUUUUCCUGUGCUGAAGUACUGGCUUUCAGCCCUGGAUUCCAGUAAAGAAUAUUUAUACUGUAUUAUUACAGUGUUUUGCACUUUCAGAGAUGUUCUAGCUAGUAACAUUGUCAGACACUAUAUGAGGGAUUGUAUAUCAGCUUUGUUUAUGUAACUGAAGUUUAAAAGGGAUGCUUAAAAUUUAAGAAAAAAAAUAUAUAUUUGAAAUUCAAUUUUAGAACACUUUCUGUAAAUGUAUAAAAGAGCUUUCACAUGAAUGUGCACUUCACCGGUCAAUCAGUCCAAGUAUAUACUUGAAAUCCAUGCAGUAUCUACAUUGGUUCCCUCUUAAUUUUCCUCCCUAAGUUUGAUACAUUCCCUAAAUACCGUGUUUUGCUAUUCUGAGCUGAAAUGCUAAAUAUAAAGCUGUACCAUAAAGCAGGAUAUUCUGUGUUUGACUGGAUGUGCUUGCAUUAAUAAAAAAAAAGAAAUUGCUUCAACCUUGA